AUGGGUUUCUUCAAGAUUGGCAAGAAGAAGACGGCGGAUGUCGAGCUGUCAGAGAAAGUUGGAGAUGCCGCACAGCCAGUUGCACCUUUCACACCCUCCGCGCCCAGAUGGCCCGGAAGUCUAGCAUCGCACAAUGGCUCUUCUGCCGACCUCAGACGAGGAAGCCAGAUUAUAGAUGGCGCGGCUAAUUUCCAAGACGCAAAGUGCGACGUCAUGGCCCAGUGGCUUCACUCAAAACAAGAAGAAAAGAUUUGGACAAGCGGUGAGCCCGGCGAAGGCGUGCUCAUCAAGAAGACGAAGGGCGCGUACGCAUAUUGUCCGGCUGGGCUUUUCGAGGAUGGCACUGGUCUGUACCAGGCCGUUUCCGCGCUGAACGUUAGGUGUGCUAUGACUGUCAACACUCAGGUCCUGGAACUGUUCGUAUCUUCGAGGCCUGACGAGCACUUCAUCCAGAUACACCGAACACUUCGUCUCCAGGUCGUUCCCAACAUCGCCGCCCUGCCACACUGCCAAAGGCAUCAAUCUGCUGCAUUCAUCUCCGACACUGCGACCCUCCUCGUGUGGGAAGACGAACCUACAAGACUUAUCGAACGCGCAGAGUACAUCCAAGACGCUUUGAUGAAAAUGUCUUGGAAGUCUGAGCCUGUUGAAGGCGAGGAAGCAAAGGGCGAUGGCAAGAAGCCGUUCGUCCAGAUCGAGGAGUACGACGAGAUGACAGAGGAGGAGGCUGGUAUGGAUGAGAAGCCUCGUGAAACUGUUCUGUGGCAGAGUAUCUACGAAGCCGCCACCAUCGCAAUCCUGAUUGCCUGCAUUGGCUUCGGUUGGAGGUGGGUUGCUGUUCAACACAUCCAGGACCCGAAGUGGAUACGUCUGGCGUUCAUCAUUGUCGUGCCCGCACAACUGUGGCUUGGUCUGUUCUUCUUCCAGUCCCUCGUCAACGGCCUCGCCCAACUGUUCGGCCCUGUCGGGCAGUUGGAAAGGAACACCAAGUAUUACUCUGGCAAGGCACCCCGUCGUCUUCAGCGCGAUACGUUCGGCCCCCUGCCUCAUGUUACCGUUCAGAUGCCUGUGUACAAAGAAGGUCUCCGUGCUGUUAUUGAGCCCACCGUUCGUUCCAUCAAGCAGGCUAUCUCCACCUACGAGCUCCAGGGAGGCACAGCCAAUAUCUUCAUCAACGACGAUGGUAUGCAGUUGAUCUCCGAGGAAGAGGCCAGGGCCAGACAAGAAUACUACGACGAAAACCAGAUCGGCUGGGUCGCCCGUCCCAAGCACAACCCCAAGCCCGCCGAUGGCGAGAAGAUGUUCAUCCGUCGCGGGAAGUUCAAGAAGGCCUCGAACAUGAACUAUGCCAUGCGUCUGUCUGUCCAAGUCGAAGAGAUCCUUGCCACAACCCCCCGUCACGCCCAAUGGACCCAGCACGAUGAGAACGAAGCUUACAAAUCUGCCAUGCAGCGCCUUCUCGAUGAACGUGAAGGUGAAGCCUGGUCCGAGGGUAACAUCCGCAUGGGCGACUACAUCUUGAUUAUUGAUUCCGACACACGUGUACCCAAUGACUGCUUUCUCGAGGCCGUCUCCGAGAUGGAGCAAUCACCCCAGGUUGCUAUUCUCCAGUACGCAUCCGGUGUCAUGAACGUCACCAACUCUUUCUUCGAGAACGGUAUCACCUUCUUCACAAACCUCAUCUACACCAACAUUCGCUUCUCCGUAGCCAACGGCGAUGUCGCCCCUUUUGUCGGCCACAACGCUAUCCUCCGCUGGUCUGCACUGCAGAACAUUGGCUACGAAUGCGAGGACGACGGCUGGGAAAAAUGGUGGUCUGAGUCCACCGUAUCGGAAGACUUCGACAUGGCGCUCCGCCUGCAAGCUGAGGGCUAUAUUGUACGCUUGGGCGCAUACAAGAAUGGCGGCUACGAGGAGGGCGUGUCUCUCACCGUCUACGAUGAGCUGGCACGUUGGGAGAAGUAUGCAUACGGCUGCAACGAGCUCAUCUUCCACCCCUUCAAGGACUGGAUAUUCCGUGGCCCCUUCACAAAACUCUUCCGCACCUUUAUCACCUCCAAGAUGCCCAUACACUCCAAGCUGACAAUCUUGGCUUACAUUGGCACGUACUACGCGAUCGGUUCGUCGUGGAUCCUGACGCUUAUGAACUAUGUCAUCAUCGGUCUGUUCAAUGGCCAUCUGGACCACUACUACCUCGACUCAUUCAAGGUCUACUUCUCCAUCGUCAUCAUCUUCACCGCACUAGGCAACGUCGCGCUCGCCGUGCUACGCUACCGCAUCGGCGAAUCAGGCCUCAUCCGCGCCCUUUUCACCAACCUGAAAUGGGUGCCGCUCUUCACCAUCUUCCUCGGCGGUGUUUCUAUGCACGUGUCGCAGGCGCUCGUCUGCCACUUCUUCAGCAUCGACAUGCAGUGGGGUGCUACCUCCAAGGAACUCGAAGACAUCUCCUUCUGGGAAGCCAUAGGCGACGUGGUCAAGAAGUUCAAGUACACAUUCAUCUUCUGCAUCACCAUGACCGCCGGCAUGAUCUGCAUGGCCUUUGUCGUCCCCGAAGACUGGCAGAUCCGACUCAUCACCGCCGUAUUCCCCAUGGGUAUGGUCGUCAGCACGCAUUUCCUGCUGCCUAUCGUACUCAACCCGCAGCUCAUGACGUUUACAUGGUAG
Molecule: messenger RNA, 2664 nt
Organism: Ascochyta rabiei
Lineage: Eukaryota; Fungi; Ascomycota; Dothideomycetes; Pleosporales; Didymellaceae
Exons: 3
Coding region: 1-2664 (887 amino acids)
Source: RefSeq, a predicted model, not a curated record